GUUUAUCCAGUUUUUCAUUAAAUAGUCUAAUAUCUUAUUACAAAACCACGAAAAAAACUGACUAACAAUGCGACCUUAUUAGACAACUAUUUUUAGUAUGUAUGAAGCCUCAAAUUCUUCAUCAGCUAAUAAGAUUAAUUUUUCAGUUCCUUUUACUUACCUUUAUAUAUAUAUCACAUUAUUUAUUUGACUUUUCCUCUAAUAGAUGACGAAUGUAUGGAUGAGACGGAUAGUAAUGAUAAAAGUUUGUUGAGAAAGUGGUUAGAUGUAUUCAAUCCUGAUGUUGAAUUAUUAUUAGUAUAUUAUGACAUCAAAAAUUCAAAUUGUGGUUUGGGUAUUGGCAUCGGGGAUACUGUUGAAGAUGACGAAAUUUUUGGUGAAAAUCAACAUCAUCAUUAUAUAAUGGAAAUUAAUCCUGAAGGACCUAUUGGCAAAGAUGGAACCUUAUCGAUUGGAGAUGAGUUACUUGAAAUUAAUGAUGUUGUUAUCGUUAACAAAGAUCAUUUAGAGAUCUCCAGUAUUUUUCCUACUAUUCCUUCCGAAGGGUAUUUAAUAUGUGCUCGUUAUCCAAAUAAAUCUCGAAUUGAUAUCAAAGUAGAGAAUGGAAAUGAUGAAUCAGCCAGUGUUGUUUUCUUCACUCGAACUCUAAGUGAUGGUGAGAUUCCUAAUGUCGAUUUCAAUGAGCAGAUUUUGGAUAGUAAUCUUUUCGAUGAGACCGAUCCAGGAAUUAAAAAUACCGUAGCCCUAGCACCACCGAACAAUGAAGAAGGAAUUGAUCAACAUUCUGGAUCUGAUAUUGAUGAAAGUCGAUAUCCAAUAAAACUAUUGACGAUUACUAAUUCUGCUCUGCAGAAUAAAAGCUCCAGUCUUGAAUUCCAAAGUGAAGAUAUUCAAACCGAUAAAAUGAUAAACGAAGAUAUUGAACCGGAAAUUGAUAAGAAUAACUUAAUAACGAGCGAUCAAAAACCUAUCGAAUCGACAGUAAUAAGCUCAGUACAACGUCUACCAAUGGCUGUUAAAUUAGUGAAAUCCAUGGAAAAAUUACCGUUUCACACUACAUCGUCUCAAGUAUCCGGUUUAAUUUCUGAAAAUAAUAAUCCAAACCAUAGUAAUUUGAUUCAAUCGAAUGAAAAAACCAAUCAAAAUGAUGAUAAUCAUAUGUUAACUGUUAAAGUUUUGAAAAAAGCCGGUGAAAUACUUGGUUUAGAACUGGAGUUAGAAAGUGGAGAUGAAAGAGGUAUAAAACUUGCACAUAUUACUCCUGGAAGUCCAGUAGAUCGUUUGAAAUAUUGGAAUAAAUAUAAAUCUAUGGAUUAUAUUCAAACUAAUUCAGACUAUUCGAAACUUUCAGAAACGUCUUGUAUAAAUGGUGAUCAUUUACGUAUUCCUACUGCUGGUGACCGGAUUUUAAGUGUAUCAGAUUACAGUUUUCAAAAUAUGUCAGCUUUCACAGCAUUAAGAUUAUUAAGAAAAUUAAUUUCUUAUUCUGGUUUUAUAAAAAUCAAAUUUAUACCUAGUGAAUAUUUUGGAAAUAAUCAAUUGAAAUACAAUAGUCAAUGUAAAGCUUUUCCAUCAGAACCAAAUUUAACAAUUAAUUAAUUAAUUAUAUGAUUAACAAUGAAUUAAAUAACUAGUUAUCUUUAUAAUUAUUAUUAUUAUUGUUAUUUUAAAUUGAAUCUUAACUAAUUUUUUAUUUAUUUUCUAAACUUUAUCAUUUUUUUCUUUUUUUUAAUAUUCCGAAAAAUAAAGAAAAAUAAUAUAAAUAUCAUAAAUUUUUAUUGUGAAAGUUCAGUUUUUUUUAAAAAAAAAUAGUGAAAAAAAAUUUCACAUGCCAAUUUUUGUUUUAUUAUAGAAAAACAUUUUUUUGAAAAAAAUAAUCUUUUUUAUUUAAAAAUAAAUAAUUGUUCAUUAUUGUUAUUAUUAAUAUUAUUAUUACUUUUAUUGUGUCACAAAUGAUUUCACAUAAAAAUAAUUAUAUUGAUCAACAAUAUAAUUAUUUUCCCAAACCAUUUAUCUUAAAUAAAACUAAUUCUAAUAUUAAUGCUAAUAAUAGUAAUGAUAAUGAUAAUCAACUAAUACAAUUGAAUAAGCAUUCAUCUUCGUUUAAAUCUAUUAUAAAUACUGAAACAACAUCUAAAUUAGAUCGAUCAUUCAGGUCAGUGAAGUUGUGUUGUUUUUUUAAUAAAUUUAUUAUUUGAUUAUUUAUAAUGUUAUUUGUUAUUGUAAUUGCUUUCAACAAUUUAUCUUUGUUCAAUUAUUUUUAAAAAAACUAGAUGUUUUUAUUUAAAAAAGUUUUUUUCAUUUUAUGUGUACAUAUAUACAUAUAGAUAUAUUGAUUGAUUUUUUAACCAAAAAAAGUUUUUUUUGUUCUUGAAAUUUCCACCGAAUACAUUUUCGAUAUCCUUUACAAGAACAAAAAAUGAAAUAAUGGGAGAUUUUGUUUUUUUGUUUGCUUCAUAACCAGUUAGUCAC
Messenger RNA from Schistosoma spindalis, 2472 nucleotides. The record is from the annotation of a GenBank genome assembly. NCBI's taxonomy places the organism in Eukaryota, Metazoa, Platyhelminthes, Trematoda, Strigeidida, Schistosomatidae.